This is a messenger RNA of Symbiodinium natans, 1074 nucleotides long. The record is from the annotation of a GenBank genome assembly. Lineage: Eukaryota; Dinophyceae; Suessiales; Symbiodiniaceae.
AUGAGCGGACGACUCCAAUUCCAGGGAUGCGUUUCGAGGAAGUUGCACAGAAGCGGCCAAGAGCUCAUGGUCGACUUGUUCAUGAAGCUGCCAGAGAGCAUCUUCCCAACAGAGGCUGCGAAUGUCCGCCUGCACUUCUUGCGGCGCCGUCUCUUUGCCCGGUGGCUCCUUGCACCUAUGGUCCUCCAAGGGCAGGAGGAGACGCUCUCACGCCUGUUGGAAGACUUGCCCGGUGAGCAGCCUCUCAUUGCCAUGGUCUCCGUCCUGUGGGAGGGCCUGACCUCCCUGCGUCAGGGCCUCCGCCCACGGGAACAAGCACUGCUUCAACGAGCGGCGGCCUACCGCCAACGACCCCUCCAUGAGGUCCUUUUCACAACCUCCUGGCUGCAUUUUCUGGAUCCACGUUUGAGGCUGCUCCUGCGUCGCCUGGGCCAAGGAUCCGUGGCGCCAGCCCACGCCUGCGCCCGCUGUCGGGCCUCCCAGCAAGGCCACGCCCAUUUGCUGCCUCUCCGGCUGCUGCGCAAGUUGCAGGUGGAGGAGAUAAGCAAGAAUGUCUACGCAUUCCCUGCGCUGACGCCGGAUUUCUGCCGCCUCUUCCUUGAAGAGUUGGACGCCUUCUACGCAUCCGGCCUGAAGUCGUCCAGGCCCAACUCCAUGAACCGCUAUGGGGCCGUGCUCGAGGAGGUGGGCCUGUCUCUUGCAGUGGCUGACUUUCAGAGGCAUGUCCUGCUGCCCUUGGCCCGCGCGCUCUUCCCUGGCAUCGGUGAUGAGCUAGAUGGCCACCACGCCUUUGUGGUCCACUACCGCACGGAGGCCGGCGACCGCCACCUCCCCCCUCACCGCGACGACUCCGAGGUGACCUUCAACUUGGCGCUGGGCCGAAGCUGGGAAGGCUGCCGCCUGAUCUUCUGCGGCCUUAUGCAGGAGCCGGAUGUCCACCGGCAUCAAAUCAGCCAUGCCUUCCCAGGUGCAGGCUGGGCAGUGCUGCACCUCGGUCGCCAGGUCCAUGCAGCUGAGCACAUCCUGAGCGGCGAGCGCACAAACCUAGCAGCUCGGCUGCUGACCAGAGUUUGA